GCCGACCUCCCGCCCCUUCUCGCUCUCUUUUGGCCGCCAUCUUGCGUCCGCCUCGUCUUCUUCAAAAUGCCCGGAGAAGCCACAGAAACAGUCCCAGCAACUGAACAGGAGCUGCCACAGCCUCAGGCUGAGACAGUAACUCCACUCCCAGUUCCUGGGGCUCCCAUGGAAGUGAAGCUAGCAGCUGAGGAGUCCAAGCCAGCUGCUGCCAAGAAUCCUGAAGUGGCAGGCAAGGGUUCUCAAGCUGAGACCGCUCUGGAGCUGUCAGCCCCGGCUGUUCCCACUCUUUCUGCUGGUGCUCCUGAAGCACUCACGGCCUGUUUUUCUCAAUCUCCCAUUCAAGCGUCAGCUGCUGCUGCUUCCCACUCCUCCGUUUCUAGUCCUUCUCACCCUUCCUGUUCAUCCCACAAAGCUAACUCUCCCCUUGCUGGGCUUACCCCUUUCAGUACUCCGCUGAUGCCUGCCUCACCUGGGCAGUUUUUCUCCCUAGUGGCCACUUCUUCCUCUGUCUCCCCAAUGCCAGACAGUUGUGGCCCUCCCUUACCACCGUGUGAUCUGACUCCCUCCACUUCCUUGAAUCCUACAGGUCUUGUUGCUUCUGCACCAGCUCCGAGUUUUGUGGUGGGACCUCUGGCUUCUCCUCCAGCCCCAGUCAUUUCUUCUGAGGUUCUUGGUGCAACUUCUCCAGCCUCUCCUAUAAGCCCAGUACUGAUGGUCUCCUUCCCUCCUCCAACAACUGCUGCUUCUUCCAUCUCCCUUCCUGCAGUCCUGCCCACUUCCUCCACAGCUCCAGAUCCUCCCAAAACUCCAUCUCUGAUUAGUCAGACCCCUUCAGCUGCCCCAGUUUCUCAGCCAUCAGCACAGUCUCCUGUUCCAGCUCCUUUCAUUCUUCCGGUGGCUCCUGUUUCUCCUCCAUUGGCUCCCACUGCUCUGCCUGUCACUCCAAACCCUUUCCCAGCUCCUCCUGCCAGUCCAAAAGACACCGUCACUUCUCACGCUGCUCACAGUCCUGUUUCAGCACCUCAUUCUCUGGCCGCAGCCACAGGUCCAUGUCUUCCCCAAGUUUUUCCUGCUCCUCCCUCUGCAACACCACUUCCUGCUCUCAGUCCUGGAAUCCUUUCUCCAGCUGCUGUUACUCCAGGGGCUCCUGUGACCCUUUCAGAUGCUUCGGCAUCCACACCCAUGAGUUCUACUAACACAUUUGUUGCUGCUGUUCCUCUUGCUAUGACCACUCCCUGUCCUGUGGCACCUGCAGGGCAGCCUGUGGAGCCUGUUGCUCACCCUGUGAAACCUCUGUUGGCAGCUGUCCCUGGCCCUGUGGUACCUGCUUCCUGCCCCUUGGCCCCUGAAGUGUGCCCUGCUGGUAAACCAUUGGCAUCUAUGAAACUUGCUUCUCCAUCAGCAGUUACAUCUGCCCCUGUAGCCCCAGCAGUACCCUCUUCUAGUACUGUGGCAACUGCUUCCCAACUUGACACUCCUCCUUUGGCAUCUGCUUCUUCUGAAGCACCUCCCGUGGCACCAGGAAUGCCUGGAUCUAAAUCAAUAGCAGUUGCAGCAUGCCCUGUGACAUCUACUUCUUGCUCCAUGGACCCCAUAGUUACCAACAAGAUAUCUGCUUCCCAUCCAAUAACACCUACUACCUGCCCUCUGGCAUUGACUGGUCCUGCUCCUGUAAUCCCAGCAGGGCCUGCUCCUAUACCUUCUGCUCCUGCAGUAUCACCUGUGAUGCCUGCCCCUCUUUUGACACCUAUGUCUGGCCCUGUAGUUCCAGCAGUGCUUGCUUCUAGUCCUCUGCUGCCUGCUACCCUAUCUGUAGCAACUGCUUCUGGCCCUGUAACUGCUCCUUUGGCCCCAGCAGCACCUGCUCCUAGACCUUUAGUAACUACAUCUGGCCCCAUAGCUCAACCAGUACUGCUGCCUCCUAGUUCUGUGGCACCUGCUUCUGGUCCUAUAGCUCCUCCUGAGGCCCCAGAAGGACCCGCUUCAACACUAGCGGCAUCUGCAGUAUCAUCUGUGAAGCCUGCUUCUUCCUUGGCGCCUAUUUCUGGCCCUCCAGAAAAAAUAGCACCUGCUUUUAGCUCUGUGAAGCUGACUUGUGACCCUGUAGCCCCACCUGAGCCUACUCCUAAACCAGUGACCCCUUCAAUGAAGCCUGCUUCUCCUUUGGCACUUGCUUCAGGCCCUAUGGCCCCCCCUGUGGCUCCUGCAGCUUGCCCCAUGGCUCCAGCAACACCUGCUUCUCAACCUGUAGGCUCUGCAGUUACCCCGGUUUCACCAGUGACCCUCCCUGGGCCUCCUCCUUUCACACCAAUCUGUAAACCUCUGGCGUCUGCACUGGUGGCCCCAGCAGCACCUGCUCCUAGACCUUUGGCAGCUACAUCUGGCCCCAUAGCCCCACCAGUAAUGCUGCCUCCUAGUUCUGUGGCACCUGUUUCUGGACCUAUAGCUCCUCCUGAGGCCCUGGCAGGACCUGCUUCUAAGGACAUGGCAGGACCUGCUUCAAUACCAGUGGCACCUGCAGUAACAUCUGUGAAGCCGGCUGCUCCCAAGACACCUGUUUCUGAUCCUGUAGCAAAAUUAGUGCCUGCUUCUAGUACUGUGGAGCCUUCUUUUGGCCCCGUGGCCUCGUCAGGGCUCACUCCUACAUCACUGAAGACUGUGUCUCCUUUGGCACCUUCUGAUCCGGUGGCCACAGUAGGGCCUGCUCCUACAUCACCACCCUCAUCAGUGCCAUCCGUGAAACUCACUUCUUCCAAAUCACCUAUUUCUGGCCCUGUAGAAAAGGCAGCACCUGUUUCUAACUCUGUAGUGCCUACUUGUGACCCUGGGUCUCCUCCAUCUGGGCCUACUCCUACACCAUUGACCCCUGCAACGAAGCCCGCUUCUCCUUUGGCGCUUGCGUCAGGCCCCAUGGCCCUCCCUGUGGCACCUACAGCCUGCCCAGCAAUGGCUGCUUCUCAGCCUAUAGCCCUCGCAAUUACUCCUGUUUCACCAAAUUCUCUCCCCGUGUCUCCUGCUCUCCUGCCAGCCUCUGACCCUCUGACCACUCCCUUGGCAACCCCGGUAGUGCCUGCUGGUAGUGCUGGGCCCUCUGUGAUACCUGAUCCUGUGGCCCCUGCGGCUUUUGCUGCUAGCCCAAGGGCUGCAUCUGUGGUCUCUUCUGUGACCCCCGCCACGCCUCCUCAGCCUCUUGCCAUCCCUGCUGCUGGCCCAGUAUCCUCUCCAGUAGCACCUGUUACCUCUCCUUCUGCCCGUGUGACCAGGAGUCCUCCAGUGGCUUCUGCUGUAUCAUCUGCUGGCUCACAUGCCCCUCCUCCCCUUAUUCCAAUAACGCCUGGACCUAUUUCUGCCACCAAACCAUCCGCUGUCUCUGUGGCCUCAGCCUCGAAUCUGUCCCAGACUCCUGCAGUCCCCUCUGUGGCGAAUGUGGAACGUCCACAGGAAACAGUCUCUCUGCCGCCUGCAUUUGUUGACAUACCUGUUUCUGCCUCAGCAGCAAAUAAUCUCUCCCAGCCUGCUUCCCCUGCACCUCUUUCCCCUGUGAAAAAGCUAACACCCUCCUCUGCACUUCCUAAGCCAUUACCAGUUUCAUCCCCAUCUGAUCUAGCACCUGAAGUGUCACCCAAACCCUCCACCCCUGCCUCUGCUGUCAUCGAAGACGACGAACUACCACCUUUGAUCCCUCCAGAGGCGCCUUCUGGGGAGCCACCUCUGCAACCAGUCCUGGUGAAUUUCUCUCCCAAACCAGCUGUGGCCCUUGCAGAGGCCCCAGCUGCUCCUACUACUGCUGCUCCUCCUCCUCUUCCUGCCAAACAGCCUGUCCUGAAGAAUGACAAGGGUUCCGGGACAGAAUCCGACAGUGAUGAAUCAGUGCCAGAACUUGAAGAACAAGACUCCACACAGGCCACAACGCAGCAGGCACAGCUUGCAGCAGCAGCUGAAAUAGAUGAAGAACCAGUUAGCAAAGCAAAACAGAGCCGGAGUGAAAAGAAAGCACGGAAGGCAAUGUCCAAGCUUGGCCUUCGUCAGGUCACAGGGGUAACCAGAGUUACUAUCCGGAAGUCCAAGAACAUCUUGUUUGUCAUCACGAAGCCAGAUGUAUACAAAAGUCCUGCGUCAGAUACCUAUAUUGUCUUCGGUGAGGCAAAGAUUGAAGAUCUAUCACAGCAAGCGCAGCUGGCUGCUGCUGAGAAAUUUAAAGUGCAAGGAGAAGCCGUUUCAAAUAUUCAGGAAAACACACAGACUCCCACUGUACAAGAGGAGAGCGAAGAAGAGGAGGUUGACGAGACUGGUGUUGAGGUGAAAGACAUCGAGUUAGUUAUGUCCCAAGCGAAUGUUUCCCGGGCAAAAGCCGUCCGUGCCCUAAAGAAUAACAGUAAUGAUAUCGUAAAUGCUAUUAUGGAAUUGACGAUGUAACCACACAGAAAGGGGAACCUUUUUGGUGUUUCAGAGGAAAGUAAAUUGCAGCUAAAUUCAAAAUUUGUACUAUUUCUAUCAGUUAAUAAAAGUUGUGGUUUAAAAGGUU
Molecule: messenger RNA, 4525 nt
Organism: Eublepharis macularius
Lineage: Eukaryota; Metazoa; Chordata; Lepidosauria; Squamata; Eublepharidae
Gene: NACA
Product: nascent polypeptide associated complex subunit alpha
Exons: 11
Coding region: 67-4416 (1449 amino acids)
Biological process (GO): protein targeting to membrane
Cellular component (GO): cytoplasm; nascent polypeptide-associated complex
Source: RefSeq, a predicted model, not a curated record